AUGGACAUGAUGGAGGCGGAGGCGGAGGCGGAGGCGGAGGCGGAUACGGUUUACGCAACAAACAAAACAAAGGAGGCAAUGAGUCUAGUCCUUGUUGCUGCAUCCCCAGCAAUUGCAGUUAUAAAUCAAGCACCUCUCAUUAAUCCAGCCAACAUCAAGAAGGAAAAGAAAGAGGCGUCAGUCAAGGCGCCAGCCAAACCAGCGGAAAGCAGCGAAGACAGCUCCUCCAGCAGCUCCGAUGAAAGUGUCGAAGCUGGUGAGGUAGUGAAAAAGACAAAAGUUGUGAAGGCUGAAGCGACUAAAGUGAAUGUUAAAGUUGAAGCGGCUAAAGUAAAGGAUAAAGCUGAAGUCGCCAAGGUAAAAGUUAAAGCCGAGCCAAAGGAUAAAGCACUGCCAUCAUCCUCUUCUUCCUCCUCGUCCGAGGAUGAAUCAAGUGAUGAAAGGCCAGCGGUUGUUAAGGGAAAAGCAUCAGUCAAAGAUACUCUCCAGAAAUCGCCAAAAAGUUCAAAGAAAAGUGCAUCCGAAGAUGAUGUGGUUUGUAUGGGAAACGAAAGUCGCAAGUACACAAUACCAGAUGAGGAUGAUGAUGAGGAUGAGGAUGAAGCCGAGGCCAGUACCGAUGCAGAGGACAAAGUUGUAGAGACGGAAGUCAAAGGCAGAGACAAGACGUCUCACAUAUGCGGCAUAUGCGAUAAGAAGGGGCACACUUCCUUUGAAUGCCAGAUGAUCUGCAGGAAUUGCUCGGCGCCCUAUCACAGUUUAAAGAACUGCCCGCAACCUCCAAAUUUAAAUAUUGCUCUGCAGGCUUUCAUGGAGUUUAGCAUGCAACAAUUGGCCGUCUUUAAUAUGGAUAAACGUUUCACAUUUCCCGGCGGCGCAGUCCCAGCGCCACCUCAACAGCUACCAGCUGCCCAGCUACAAACUCCAACAUUUAACAAGACUAAAAAGGAUAAACGAACUCUGACUAAAAAGUCUAAGAAAGUGCCUAAGAAAAAAAUCAAAUUAGAGGCAAAACAAAGCGACGAUGAGGAUGAUGACGACGAUGACGAGGAUGAUGAGGAUGAGUUAGAAGAAGCAGAUCCCACUGACACAGAAUCGAGUGAUUCCAGCGCUGAUGCAAAGCCAACAACUAAAAUCAAAAGGAAACGCAGCUCCAAGCUAUCUUCUAAGAACUUGCCAUCUGGUCCCGCAGCAUAUCCGUUUCCAUUGCUAGCUCCUGGUGCACCAUAUAAUCCAAUAAUGUAUCCAUAUGGAGCACAGUUUAGUUUUCCUAAAUAAUUUGUAAUUUUGUAUACAAGUUUUCUUUGUAUAUAUGUAUGUUUAGAUAUAAGCAUAAAGUUAUUAUUAAAUAGAAAGAGCAUGUGUAAACUUAGUUAAUUUUGAACACAUCAAAUAAUUGAUAAUGAAAUUAAA
This is a messenger RNA of Drosophila navojoa, 1413 nucleotides long. It is a transcript of the gene mbm, whose product is annotated as mushroom body miniature. Gene Ontology annotation, molecular function: zinc ion binding; nucleic acid binding. Lineage: Eukaryota; Metazoa; Arthropoda; Insecta; Diptera; Drosophilidae. The record is from RefSeq and is a predicted model, not a curated record.